AUGUCGGAUUUCAAACGUCUUAAGCUGAACCUUGUGAAGCCAGUUCCCUCGGACUACGAGAUCUCCAGAAACCAGACUCCCAAGCACAUCAGCCAGGUUGCUGCGGAGUGCGGAAUCACUGAGACCGAAAUUGAGCCGUACGGAGCUUACAAGGGUAAGGUCAAGCUCGAUGUGAUCGACAGAUUGCACCACCGCAAAAACGGUAAAUAUAUCCUGGUGACCGGUAUCACUCCAACUCCGCUUGGAGAGGGUAAAUCCACCACCACUGUGGGACUGGCCCAGGCUAUUGGUGCUACCCUUGGCAAGAAAGCUUUUGCCAAUGUGAGACAGCCAUCUAUGGGUCCUACGUUUGGUGUCAAAGGUGGAGCUGCUGGAGGCGGGUUUUCGCAGGUGAUCCCUAUGGACGAGUUCAACAUGCACAUCACGGGUGACAUUCACGCCGUGGGGAUGGCCAACAACUUGCUGGCUGCUGCGCUCGACACAAGAAUGUUCCACGAGGCCACGCAAAGCGACAAGGCUCUGUGGAAGAGACUUUGUCCCGAGAAGAAGGACGGUUCCAGAGACAUUCCCAUUGGCUUGCUGCCAAGAGUGAAGAAGCUGGGACUGGACACCAAGGAUCCUAAGGAAUGGACCGACGAGGAAGUUUCCAAGUUUGUGAGACUCGACGUCGACCCCAAGACGAUCACGUGGAAGAGAGUGCUGGAUCUGAACGACAGAUCGCUCAGAGGCAUCACCAUCAACCAGGCUCCAACCGAGAAGGGUCUAACCAGAGAGACUGGUUUUGACAUCACUGUGGCCUCUGAAGUGAUGGCUAUCCUCGCUCUGUCGUCUUCCCUGAAAGACAUGAGAGAAAGACUCGGAAAAAUGGUGGUUGCUUCGUCGAAAUCGGGUGAGCCAAUCACCUGUGAGGACCUGGGCUGCGCCGGCGCCCUCACGGCCAUCAUGAAGGAUGCCAUCAAGCCAAACCUCAUGCAAACUCUCGAGGGCACGCCUGUGUUUGUGCACGCGGGUCCGUUCGCCAACAUCUCGAUCGGUGCCUCUUCCGUUCUGGCCGACAAGAUGGCUCUGAAGCUUGCAGGCACAGAGCCAGGCCUCAGCGCCGAGGAGGAGAGAGAGCAGGCCGGCUACGUCAUCACAGAGGCCGGUUUCGACUUCACCAUGGGAGGCGAGCGGUUCCUGAACAUCAAGUGCAGAUCGUCCGGGCUGUCGCCAGACGUGAUCAUCAUCGUGGCCACCGUUAGAGCUCUGAAGGUGCACGGUGGAGGAGCCGAGGUCAAGGCGGGUGCUCCGCUGCCAUUGGAGUACACCACCGAGAACGUGGAGAUGCUCAAGGUCGGCUGUGCCAACUUGCAAAAGCACAUCCAGAACGCCAAACAGUACGGUGUCGAUGUGAUUGUGGCCAUCAACAGAAUGUCCUCUGACUCCAACAAGGAGCACGAGGUCAUCAAGGAGGCUGCUCUUGCUGCCGGUGCUACCGACGCCAUUGUCUCUAAUCACUGGGAGGAGGGUGGCCAGGGCGCCAAGGAUCUUGCCGAGGGUGUGAUCAAGUGUGCUCACAAGCUGUACCCUUCGCAAAAGGACUCCACGGAGUCGUUCCACUACCUGUAUGCUACAGAGGGCUCGUCGAUCGAGGACAAAAUCGAGGCCAUCGCCAAAAACAUGUACGGCGCCGGCUCUGUCGAGUUCCUGCCCCAGGCUCAGGAAAAAAUCAAGGAGUACACCUCGCAGGGCUUCUCGAACUUGCCGAUCUGUAUUGCCAAGACGCAAUAUUCUCUGUCCCACGACGCGAAGUUGAAGGGUGUGCCAACAGGAUUCACCUUCCCAAUCAAGGACAUCAAGGCCUCCAUCGGUGCAGGCUAUCUGUAUGCUCUUGCCGACCAGAUCCAGACGAUCCCUGGCCUGGCUACCAAGUGUGGCUUCAUGAACGUCGAGGUCAACGACGACGGCGAGAUCGAGGGCCUGUUCUAA
Messenger RNA from Ogataea angusta, 1968 nucleotides. RefSeq lists its product as uncharacterized. Bases 1 to 1968 code for a protein of 655 amino acids. Lineage: Eukaryota; Fungi; Ascomycota; Pichiomycetes; Pichiales; Pichiaceae. Gene Ontology annotation, molecular function: ATP binding; formate-tetrahydrofolate ligase activity. The record is from RefSeq and is a predicted model, not a curated record. The transcript has a single exon.